AUGGUGCCUCUCGCCGCGAGGACGGUGGGCCAUAAGCUGUUCAUCGGGGCGCAUGUCAGUGCUGCUGGAGGUGUCCAAAACGCCGUUCUCAACAGCACCCACAUCGGCGCCAACGCUUUCGCACUCUUCCUCAAAUCUCAGCGCAAAUGGGCGAACCCUGACUUGCUCGCCGACCACUGCACAUCAUUCCACGACCACUGUGGCAAGCAUACCUAUGACCAAGGAAAGCACGUUGUGCCUCAUGGCUCGUAUCUGGUCAAUCUUGCCCAUACGGACAAGGCACGCACAGAGCAGGCUUACACGAGUUAUCUGAACGAUCUGAAGAGAUGCGAGAGGUUAGGGAUCAAGCUGUACAACAUUCAUCCUGGAAAUACGGUUUCGAACGAUCGUCAAGAGGCGAUCAGACAUCUGGCGAAGAAUCUCAAUGCUGCGCAUAAGGAGACGAAGAGUGUGAUCACGUUACUCGAGAACAUGGCCGCGGGUGGGAAUGUGCUCGGAUCCACGUUUCAGGAUUUGGCGGACAUCAUUACUUUGGUGGAGGACAAGAGUCGUAUUGGUGUCUGCAUUGACACUUGUCAUGCUUUCGCGGGUGGCUACGAUUUGCGGACACCGGAAGCGUGGAAGAAGACCAUGGACGAGUUCGGAGAGACCGUUGGGUUUGAAUAUCUUCGAGCAUUCCAUGUGAAUGAUUCAAAGGCGCCUCUCACCAGCCACCGAGACCUCCACGCCAACAUCGGAACGGGCUUCCUUGGCCUGCGAGCUUUCUGGAACCUCGUCAACGAGCCCCGAGUCGUCGGCUUACCCCUAGUACUCGAGACGCCAAUCACAGUGCGAGAUGACGAAGGCAACAUCAUCAAGAUGUUGGAGAAGAUGGUGGGCAUGGAUGUCGAAGGCGAGGAGUUUCAGGAGAUGGAAGAGCGGUUGGCGAAGAAGGGGAGGAAGGAGAGGGAGAGGAUUGGAGAGCAGAUUGAGAGGAAGAGGGAGAAGGAUGAGAAGAAGGCGAAGGGUGGUGGGAAGAAGAGGAAGAAGGGAAAGGGGGAGAGUGACAGUGAGGGGAGUGAGGUGGAGCAGGAUGGUUGA
Messenger RNA from Zasmidium cellare ATCC 36951, 1080 nucleotides. RefSeq lists its product as uncharacterized. Gene Ontology annotation, molecular function: DNA binding; zinc ion binding; DNA-(apurinic or apyrimidinic site) endonuclease activity. Gene Ontology annotation, biological process: base-excision repair. The record is from RefSeq and is a predicted model, not a curated record. Gene Ontology annotation, cellular component: mitochondrion; nucleus. Lineage: Eukaryota; Fungi; Ascomycota; Dothideomycetes; Mycosphaerellales; Mycosphaerellaceae. Bases 1 to 1080 code for a protein of 359 amino acids. The transcript is spliced from 3 exons.